This is a messenger RNA of Pyrenophora tritici-repentis Pt-1C-BFP, 2913 nucleotides long. RefSeq lists its product as uncharacterized. The record is from RefSeq and is a predicted model, not a curated record. NCBI's taxonomy places the organism in Eukaryota, Fungi, Ascomycota, Dothideomycetes, Pleosporales, Pleosporaceae.
AUGCCUACCUACUUUGCGCGUGGCAUAACGGCGCGUCUAGCCGCAAUGCCAUUAGAAGACACCACUACGAGCAACAUCAUAUUAAGGAAAGGUGAAGCAGCUAGGCAGCAGGCCGAGGCGUCAAAAGCAAAGUUCCUACAAAGCAAACUGCUCGCCGAAAAGCCGGUGCCAUUUCCAGGCGACGAGAACAAGUUGCAGCUCAAUUGGCUGGGAGGUGCACCUUUCAUGCAAGUUCGUGCCGGCAAAGACCUCUUUGCCAAAGGCAGUGACGCAACAACCGAAACCACACAGCCCAUCGACCUCAUGCCUUUAGCACUGAUACUCCAUCUGCAUCUCUCUGACAAGUCGUUCGUAUCUGGACUGCAGGACCAAAAGACGUCCCUCAAGAUCGAUGUCUUUUUCAACGGACAGCUCUCUGGAUGCCGAUUCAUACCCGUCCACGAUCUGAGAUCUGGAGUUCAGGGUCUCCACCAAACGUUUUCCGGUACCAGGAUCGACUUCCUUGCUGAGCGACCGUGGAUUUUUGUUCCACCCGAGUCGACCGCAGUCGGGACUGUGAGGAAGAAUGACGACAGUGACAACACUUCGACGGAAGAACGCUGGCGGCAACUAUGUCAGGCAUUACAGAACGAGGCAUGCGAGCGAGGCACGAAUGAGGCGGGAGAAAUCCCCCCUACAGCACAUUUCUUGAGCGCCCUCGCCACCAUGCACCCGCCAGACCAAGUGUAUGAAAUGCAACAGCUAGGUAAAAAGAAGUUCGGUACCAUCGACAUCAUCGUCACUGCUGGAGAGGGUAGGAAGAUUACCGAUGGCGUAGGCUACCUGAAGGCACCGCAGCGCAUGGUGGACACAAACUAUCCAUUCGAACCAACAAGUGAUAGUGGCGCGGAAUCUCAACAUAAGCCCGAGUCUGUGCCGAAAGUCGUCCAUUUACAUGUCGAUGAGCAUGUCGUUGAGUUGUCAGAAGAGCUCCGCUCAAAGGCGAAGGGCCCCAUGCCUUCAGUGUCUCCGCACGCUCAUGGUGACUUGCAGAGAAUGUCUACCCGGGCGACUAACGGAGCACAAGAGCUAUCUUCCCCUGGAAUUGGAAAGGUUUACAAACAAGUUCCAGAUGAACAAGAUGCAUACAGAGAUCGAAGGCAUAGAGUUCAAUGGCCUGGUGUGAACCCGACUAGUUUGAUUCAAGAUCGUCCUUUCAAUACUUUUGCACCACAGCUCCACCUAUCGCCUCACAGUAUGCAGCCAUCAGAUGCAGCCGUAGAAGGCGCAAUGUCUAGCGGUAUGAAAAGCCAUAUGACCCCACCAUUCAAUGUUGGACUAUCUAGUCCCCUCGAGCACUUUCCACUAAGCUCCCAUAAUUUAGAUCGACGUACUCACACCCCGUUGUCGACUGUAAGUACGGGAGCCAACCAGGUACUGUUCAGUUCCAGUCCGUACACAGUGCCAUACUUCUUGCCAAAGCGACCAACUGCACAUUCGCUCAACGCCGACUUCCCGGCUCUGAGCUACUCUGUACCCCCCAUGAUGCCCGGAUAUCGCGAUCCAGAUGGCAUCGAAGUCAGUGCCACAAAUCCGCGUUCCUGGAACCAUUCGCAACCUUCCAUGAUGCAAGAUCCCAGAGUCCCGCUUGCACCUCCCUCACUGUUCCAUCGCCGACCUUCGGGGGCAUUGCCACCUGUAGGCUUAUAUUCCGUACCCACAAAACCGAAACGCAGUCUGUCUCCUCAGAAGAAGAGUGAUUCGAAACGGACAAAGAAUGUGGGCUCACAAAUUUCUAUCAGUCGACUGGAAGUCAAGGGACGGAACGGGACAGUUUUGAUCGAUCGUCGUUGGACUCCGGCAAAGAUUCUCAGUACAACGUCGAGUGGACCUCACAACCAUGACGAUAGAACUUCAACAACUGUAACCACUGGCAAGAACUCAGGGCUGACUGAGCACGAUCCUAGGCCUAUGGAAUGCAGCAGGUCGACAGAGAAACCAGUAUAUUUAGAUUGUCCGGCCCCAACGCUGGGUGGAUGUAAUGCUGUCCCCCCCUCAACCAUUACUGAAGUCAAAGAGAAACAUAGAUCACUCAGAGCGGGGAAUUCAUCAAAGCCAUUUGCGGUGACUUCAACGCCAACGGAAGCAGAUACAGAUUCGACAGAAAAAGCAGGCAGCUCUGAAGCAGACGUUGCAGAGUCUGGUAGCCUAUUGACUACACACCCUACCGAGUGCGUUGAAGGAACUUCUGAAACUUGUCCUGCAUCAGAAACCCGCAUAAUGGGUGUACAGGGACCCAAAGCAAAUCCAUUUUGGUUGGAAGACCCUGAGAUAAUGCUAAGAGAGGCCUCGGCUCAACGACGAGCUCGACAACAGACCAGGCAAAGCAACGUUCAACCUGCAGCACCGACACCCAUGCCCAUAGGUUCAGUCAAGCCUGACUCAGCGAUGUCGGGAUCUGUCAAUACAUCCCCCCUUUCUAGUCUGCACACCACGCCCGAUAUCGACAUGCAAACCAAAGCACAUACCGAUCCGACCAAAAAAGCUCCUUCGCGUUCGACCAACCCUUUGCCCGAGAAGCAAUGCGACCGACAACGAGAGCUCAGGCCCACACGCUCUCAUACCAUGCAAGACCCAUCUACCGCAAAACUCAACACCACGUCCCAAUCUCGCGUUGGAAACCCCGCCCAAACUCCAGCGAAGUCCGCAUCGAACAGAAAACCCCAGCCCAACAUCACUAAGCAACCUCGCAGCCCCAAGCGCCUCCAAACAAACGACAAUCCAGCUGUCAACCAAGACUGCGUCAUCGCAUUUGCGGAGAGUAAGGUCAAGACUAGCACACAAGGAGUGUUGCGACAGAUCAAAGGGGAGAGGUCGGGGGUCUUUACAGAAGAAUACGUUGUCUCUGCGAUGCGGUUCUUUGUAGAAGCUUGA